Messenger RNA from Olea europaea var. sylvestris, 738 nucleotides. RefSeq lists its product as uncharacterized. The transcript is spliced from 3 exons. The record is from RefSeq and is a predicted model, not a curated record. Bases 1 to 738 code for a protein of 245 amino acids. NCBI's taxonomy places the organism in Eukaryota, Viridiplantae, Streptophyta, Magnoliopsida, Lamiales, Oleaceae.
AUGGAGGCCAUGAGCGGGAAUGAUCUGAUCUGCCAUCAGGAGUUUCGAAUGUACCCGUCGAUGUUGCGACACUUUGCACAUGUCCUACGAGACGAGUAUGGCUUAACAAGUAGCCAGCAGGAUCUCUAUGAGAAAGUGGAAGUGCUAUAUGUCGUCGUUGCACUUUCGAAACAUACUAUACGACCGGCUUGGAACUACAAUGAUGGUGUCGAGCCGCCCAAGUCGAAUCCGAACAAGCAUCCACUAUUUCAGAAUUGUAUUAGGGCUAUAGACGGAACACAUGUGAGAGUUGUGUUACCACGUCAUGAACGUGUGAACUUCAUUGGUCGGAAAGGCGUACUGACUCAAAAUGUGUUGAUCGUAUAUGACUUCAAUUUAUGUUUCAUGUUCGUGCUUGUUGGGUACACCGGGAAUACGCAUGACAGACGUAUCUUAGCACGUGCCAUAUUCAGUCCUAAAAUAGAUUUUUCGCAUUUGGCACCAGGAAAGUAUUAUUUGAUGGACUUCAGUUUUGCCCAUCAACCGAGGUUUCGAAAUGCUCGUGAGAGGUUCAACUUCAGACACUCUUCAUGCAGAAAUGUCAUUGAAUGUGCAUUUGGUGUGUUGAAGCAAAGAUGGAAAAUCCUUGAUCGUAUGCCUAGUUACUCGUUUGAAACACAAGUUGUAGUUGUCCUAGCCACAAUGGGUAUCCAAGAUUUUGUACGUUGUACUAAAGUUUUGGACGAAGCAUUUGCUUGA